AUGGUUCUGAACAGCAAUCUGGUGGUGACGGUGGCUGACGUGUCGGCGAAUCUCUGCCAAUACAUCGCCUGCAACCCGGAACGCCUCCCCAGCGACCAAGUCCUCCACCUCAUCUUCUGCGUACCGAUGCAGCAAUUCGGCCGCCUCGCGCUCUCCCUCUGGACCUAUCUCUGCUACAACCCUAAUCCGGCCAAUUACGUCUCCGAUCUCGAAUCCGACUCCGAUUGA
Linum tenue is the source of this 228-nucleotide messenger RNA. NCBI's taxonomy places the organism in Eukaryota, Viridiplantae, Streptophyta, Magnoliopsida, Malpighiales, Linaceae. The record is from the annotation of a GenBank genome assembly.